Molecule: messenger RNA, 507 nt
Organism: Arachis ipaensis
Lineage: Eukaryota; Viridiplantae; Streptophyta; Magnoliopsida; Fabales; Fabaceae
Source: RefSeq, a predicted model, not a curated record
AUGGGCUUUGGUCUUAGAUGGAGGUCAUGGAUAAAGGAAUGUGUGACUACAGCAUCUAUGUCGGUGUUGAUUAAUGGGUCACCAUCCAAGCCGUUCAGUAUGGAGAGAGGUCUAAGACAAGGAGACCCUCUCUCACCGAUUCUAUUUGUUCUUGUCGUUGAGGUCUUGCAUAGGAUGGUGGGUGAGGCAGUAAGGAAUGGACGUAUAUCUCCACUGCUGGUUGGAAGGGACAACAUAGAGCUGUCGCAUCUCCAGUUUGUCGAUGAUACAAUUUUAUUUUGCCCCCAGAAAACGGAGACAAUCAUGAAUUAUAAGAGGCUUUUGCGUUGUUUUGAGUUGAUGUCUGGCUUGAGUAUUAACUUCGAUAAGUCCAAUUUGAUUUUGGUUAACUGUGAGCAAGGUUGGGUGAUGGAUAUGUGUGGUUUGUUGGGAUGUGCGGAAGUCGCUUUACCUGUUAGGUACCUAGGUAUUCCUCUAGAUGCGAACCCUCAGUUGACGAAGACCUAA